AUGAAACAACUUAUAUUAGCAUUGUGUUUGUUAGAACUUACUCUCGCAGUAUACCCAACUGGAUGUAAGAAGAAAGGAUAUCAUUGUGUCUUUGAUGGUAUCAAACAUGAUAAGUAUUUUGAGUGUAAUGAAUUUUAUGAAGGAAUAAGAACAUGUCCUAGGAAUACUAAAUGUAUUAGUAAUGCUCAUCACACUAAUGUAAUUCCAUGUGAAUUUGUAAAAGAAGAAGUAAUGGAUGUUCUUCCAGUUGAUGUUAUUAACUCUGAAUUCGAAUGUAAAGCUGAUGGAUUCUACUGUGUUAUUGAUGGACUUCAUGACCGUGAUUAUUAUGAAUGUUCUCCAGAUUUUAAUGGAUUUAGGCAUUGUGCUCUUGGAACUCAUUGUAGAGGUGCAGAAAAUAAUCCAUAUAAUUUCAAUCCAUGUGUUGUUGAUGAAGUUCUUAUUAGUUCAAGUACAAAAUCAUCGUCAGAAUAUCCAAGUCAAGAAAAAAGUUCAACUGGAGUAUCAUCUGAAGAACGUUCAUAUUCUGAUAUAAGUUCUAGUGAAAAGAAGUCAUCUGAAGAGCCAACUACUCCAUCAACUGGAGUAUCAUCUGAAGAACAUUCAUAUUCAGAUCAUUCAUGUCCAGAUAUAAGUUCUAGUGAAAAGAAGUCAUCUGAAGAACAUUCAUAUUCAGAUCAUUCAUGUCCAGAUCAUUCAUGUCCAGAUCAUUCAUGUCCAGAUCAUUCAUGUCCAGAUCAUUCAUGUCCAGAUCAUUCAUGUCCAGAUCAUUCAUGUCCAGAUCAUUCAUGUCCAGAUCAUUCAUGUCCAGAUCAUUCAUGUCCAGAUAUAAGUUCUAGUGAAAAGAAGUCAUCUGAAGAACAUUCAUAUUCAGAUCAUUCAUGUCCAGAUCAUUCAUGUCCAGAUCAUUCAUGUCCAGAUCAUUCAUGUCCAGAUCAUUCAUGUCCAGAUCAUUCAUGUCCAGAUCAUUCAUGUCCAGAUCAUUCAUGUCCAGAUAUAAGUUCUAGUGAAAAGAAAUCAUCUGAAGAACCAACCACUCCAUCAAUUGGAGUAUCAUCUGAAGAACAUUCAUAUUCUGAUAUAAGUUCUAGUGAAAAGAAAUCAUCUGAAGAACCAACCACUCCAUCAACUGGAGUAUCAUCUGAAGAACAUUCAUAUUCUGAUAUAAGUUCUAGUGACAAGAAAUCAUCUGAAGAACCAACCACUCCAUCAACUGGAGUAUCAUCUGAAGAACCAACCACUCCAUCAACUGGAGUAUCAUCUGAAGAACAUUCAUAUUCUGAUAUAAGUUCUAGUGACAAGAAAUCAUCUGAAGAACCAACCACUCCAUCAACUGGAGUAUCAUCUGAAGAACCAACUACUCCAUCAAUUGGUAUAUCAUCUGAAGAACAUUCAUGUCCAGAACAUUCAUGUCCAGAUACAAGUUCUAGUGACAAGAAGUCAUCUGAAGAGCCACCCUGUUCAGAUGAUACUUGUAUCAGCUCUGAAGAAAAUUCAAAUUCUGGAGAUUUCCAAUGUACUCAAGAUGGUCUUUUCUGUGUUAUUGAUGGAGUGCAUAAUAAACAAUACUAUGAAUGUGCAACAACAUUCAAAGGAUUUAGACCAUGUGCCUCAGGAACCUGGUGCCAAGGAGAACAAGAAGGUCCUUACCAAUAUAACCCAUGUGUCUGGCUUGACCAAACAACUUGGUUUAAUAAAAAAAAUAAUAACAAUGAAAACAAGUAA
Molecule: messenger RNA, 1725 nt
Organism: Entamoeba histolytica HM-1:IMSS
Lineage: Eukaryota; Evosea; Mastigamoebida; Endamoebidae
Product: cyst wall-specific glycoprotein Jacob, putative
Exons: 1
Coding region: 1-1725 (574 amino acids)
Source: RefSeq, a predicted model, not a curated record